This is a messenger RNA of Condylostylus longicornis, 1652 nucleotides long. RefSeq names its product ras guanine nucleotide exchange factor L. The record is from RefSeq and is a predicted model, not a curated record. The transcript is spliced from 6 exons. Bases 1 to 1638 code for a protein of 545 amino acids. NCBI's taxonomy places the organism in Eukaryota, Metazoa, Arthropoda, Insecta, Diptera, Dolichopodidae.
AUGGCUUUUUUAAAAAUGUUAGUGAAACACUUACUUAUUUUAUCACUUUUAUGGAUAAAUAUAUCAUUUGGUCAUACAACACAACGUCCAAAUCGUGAUGGUAAUGAUGAUGAUGAUUCUAAUCCAUUUAUUGAUAUGGCAUCAGCAUUUAUAACAGAUGCAUUAAGUCAACAAAAUGGAAAUUCUGGUAGUAAUGGUUUAAAUAUGAAUGGUGGUGGUGCUGGACUUGCUGCCUCUUUAAUUGGAGCAUUUAUGCAAGCAAAUGGUAGUGGAGCAAAAUCUUCUAGUGGUGGCGGACAAGAUUCUAGUGCUGCAAUUUUAUCAGGCAUUGGUAGUAUUAUUGCUGGAUUAAAUGCAGCAAAUAAUAAUAAUAAUAAAAAUGGUAGAAGUUCUACUAAUUCAGUUGGAUUUGAUCCUUCAUUAAUUGGAAAUAUUAUUGAAAUGUUUACAACUUCAUCCGAUAAUAAUAACAAUAAUAAUAAUAAUAAUAAUAGAAAUAAUAAUGUAAGAGAAAAACGUAAUAUUAAUAAUAAAAGUCAACAAGAACAAGAAGAUUCUGGUAUUGGAUUAGAAUCAAUUAUUCAAAUAGCAUCUGCAUUUAUGAAUAAUCAACCAAAUUCAAAUCAAGGUCCAACAAAAUCUCAAAAGAAUAAUCAAAAUUCUAAUAAUGAUAAUAAUUUUAUGACAUUAUUACCAAUGAUAUUUCAAGCAAUUAAUUCAUUUAAUGGACCAGAAGGACAACAAACUCAAGAGAAACAUAAAGAUCAUGCAUGGGUUUUACCACCAUUUUUAGAACAAAUUCAUGUUUUAUGGGAUCAUUUUAGUAAUUCAGAGUUAGCUAAUGCAUUAUGGCAAAAAUCUGGAAUUCAUACAAUAUUUAAGGGUUUUACUGGACGUGACGGUAGAUUAGAUUAUAAUAAAUUAUUUGAAUCCUUAAAUAAUCAAUCAUUUAGAAGAAGAUGGAUUAAAGCUGCUACCUUAUAUUUAGCUGAUUGGGCAAAUUAUAUUGCAGAGCCAGAAGUUUAUCAAAGGUAUUUCCAAACAGCUCAAAUAAUGCUAAAUGGUUUUCUUAAAUCACAAGGUUAUCCAAAAACAACAUAUUUUGAUCCAAAUCGUCCAAGUGAAACUAUUACAUCGCUAUUAAAUCAUAUAGCAAAAACUCAUCUUAGUAUUAAAGUUGAUACAAGAGAUUAUGUUAAACCAGCCGUUUCAUAUACAAAAGAACUUUUAAAAUUAGGUCAAUCUAGAGGUCUUUUACAGAAAUUCAAUUCAACAGAAUUAAGUGAUAAAUUAACUGAUACGUUAAAUUUAGAGGUUAUUGAACCUGUAUUAAAAGUACAUCGAGCUUAUCGUUUCGCUACAGAAAAUCCACAAUGUGACAAAUAUGUUUUAUGUGAAUUAAAUUCACAUGAUCCAAAUGAAAAAUUAGGUUUACCUGGUAUUAAAUCUGGUAUAACAAAAGUUGGUAGUAUGACUGCAGCAUGGUUUGUAAGUACAGAAACAGGAACACCGUUUUGGAAUCUAUUUGGUGUUAUUAAUGAACCUUAUAAUUGUCAGGCGAAAUAUCCGUAUGAUUGUACAGGAUUUCAUGAAGGAGAAGCUAAAGUAACAACAGAAUAUAUUCACAAUGAACUUUAAAAUAUAAAUUAAUG